CGCCAGGCUAAGGAGAAACUGCCGUACAUCGGCAGUCUCUGGCAGCAAAGGGAAGAAGCAAUAGAGAACGAAGCUGGCAUUUUCAUUGUGCGAGACGCAGAAACAAACAGCCACAUGAACCUAGAAGACGAACAAGCGGAUAUUAAAUGACAAAUACCACUUUUGGCGCCAGGUUUCAACUUGACGAUUGAGAGGCUUCUCUGUUACGGAAGAUCAAUGUAGAGUAAACACUUAUCUCACUUAACUACUUCCUAAGAGUAUAAAUAUAAGCUCAGGUCUCUGUGUCCACGAAGGAUUCAGAUACUGAAGAAAAGGACAGGAUUUUUCUUCCGCGCAUCUCCGACUCUCCGAUUUCGUGCGGCGAAAUCGGUGGUUGAAACUGAUAUACGCGGACUAAGAUUUCUUCUUUUUUCUGUCAAAAGUUCGAUCGGUCAAGAUGUUUCAAUUUGAUAGCUUCUGAUUCUUUGUCUGGAAUCCGCGAAUAGUCAAUGGAGAAAUCUCGCGGUAAUUCCAAGAUCAAGAUUCCGAAGGCGAAGGCUUCGAAUGAGAAUAUUUCACCGAUGAAAUUAGAGAUGGAGGAUCCGAUGUUUAUUGGAAGUAGACGCUUUCAUCAAUCGACGGCAUUGAGUCCAACCUUUCAAUCGUACGCUGAGAAUCUUGACAUUAACUCUCCGCUUGCGCGUUACUUACUCGCCGGAUCUCCGAUAUCCGGUAGGGUCUCGCCUUCUGGUGAGUCUUUCACCUCUCCGACGAUUGGCUCCCGCAAGAACAGGUCUGCAUUACUGCAGCAAUAUAACAGUAGCAGUUCAGGGAGUAGUAGCUGUGGCUCUCGAAAUAGGUUGCCGGUUUCGCCCCUGUCUUCAAUUGAGAAUUUGGAGAUGAUGCCAUUGAUGUCGUCACCUGUGUACGGAACACCGGUAAAGGCAGAAGAAGAAGUUCUUGUGAUGGACGACAUCCAGGUGAAGCUAACAUCGUCUGGAGGGAAAAGGCUCUUGACGGACGUCACGAAGAAGUUUGCAAACGGAAAAGAGCAGCGUCCUGUUCGUCUUUCCAGCGCUCACAAAUCUGAGGCACAUGCAAGCAAGUCAUCUUCUGGUACAGGAUCAAGCGCAUGUGGUCCAAGGAGCCGCACUUUUCGUCACUUCCAGGGUGCAGCUGUAUCUGAAGAAGCGGUUAAAACAUCCAAACCAGCUUCGCCUGUUAAACCUGAACCUGACCAUGCCUUAGCCAAUUCUCACACCAAUGACUGGUCACCCCUGGAUGAUAACAUUGUGCUUGUUGUUCCACACGCUUCACCUAAUAAUUCUCCCUCAAGGGAACAUGUUGAUGCUUAUAUUUCCAGCGUUCUCUACGGCCCCUCCACUAAAAACAGGCUACCAGCUUUUGCUGAACUUUGUUCGGAGAAGCUAUCUCCAUGAUUGAAAGCCCUAUAUUUGCUGUCAGAAGGUAAUAUUGCACAUUCUCAUAUCCUAUCCUCUGAAAUCCUUAGUUUCUUUUGCUGCUGAAAAACUCUACCGUUUCAAACAUGUUGGUUGUACCUGUGCAUACUUUAGUAUCCUGAUUUCUGAGAAAUCAUUAUUCCCCUAGCUUUCACGAACGAGGUCAUUCAUGUGCCGUGUAAAUAGCUGUUUCAUUAGGUGCACCGAAAAGCUAUCUCUAGCACUAUGAGCUUCAUCUUAUAUCUCAUUCGUUGUUGAAAAUUACAAUGAAUCAGUAGACUUCUAUA
Messenger RNA from Neltuma alba, 1726 nucleotides. RefSeq lists its product as uncharacterized. Bases 489 to 1418 code for a protein of 309 amino acids. The transcript is spliced from 4 exons. Lineage: Eukaryota; Viridiplantae; Streptophyta; Magnoliopsida; Fabales; Fabaceae. The record is from RefSeq and is a predicted model, not a curated record.